CCUAAACUAGCACACAAGCCUGCAAAUGUAUGUAAUUUCAAUAAAGCAAUAACCGAUAAACAAAUCCCAAUUGAAACGCAGUGCAAUAAGUAAAAGCAGAGAGCACGUCGCACUUUACUAUACUCAUACUCAUAAACAAAUCCCAGCCGUUCUUUGUGAAGUGUAUCAAUGUGUGAGUAAAUAAAAGUAAAAACAAUCGAAUCCCUUCUAACUAAUUAGCAGCUUUAAGUGAAUUUCAAACAGAUGUUAAUGUUUAAAUUCAAACUAAGAAGCAAUAUUGUGUUUUAGUCAGGUAAAAAUACUAAAAGGCUGCAAUUGACAACGUGAAAUUUUGGGAGAUGAUUUUAUCGGCACCCAUUUUGACUGUUAUUAAGUACAGCUUCCUCGGCCUUGUUGUUACCGGUGCCGGAUUUUUAAUUGCAAACACGGCUCUUACUUUGCGUUAUAAGAGCGAAAAGAUGGAACACUUACCUUACAGAGGGCAAUUCUUUCCUAGAAAUGUAUCUUUGGAUAGGAAUUCCCUCUUCUGCUUGACUCAUCCCAGAAAACCAUUCUGUCUGAUGCCAGCCAAGAAAAGAGAAAAACUCUUAAAGAGCAUUUCAUCGGGUGAAGUCAGAGAAUCAGGAGUCGUUCGCCCUUUUUAUUGGUUCAUUAAAGACUUUGUUGAUUUUGCGAACCACUUUAAAGUGGCUCCGAUAUUGUUGGAACCUUCUAUUCUUUUCUGCAUGUUAUCCACUCUACAGAAAUACUUAUUGUUCACAAACAAUCUGCAGACGAAGAUCCUGCACGGACCGCCCCACCAUGUCACUUUUGGCAUUCUUGAAAGAGAAUCAAGAAUAUUCACUCAUGAAACUUCUGUUAAUAGAUCGGCAACACUGGGUUUCGAGUUUUCAAGGAGUCGUGGACAACUCUAUCAGAAUGGCGAGUUUGUUGAUACGAGUUUCUCCUUCAGCCGUCGAAACUUAACUGUGACUGUGAUCGUGUUUUUCGAGAGAGAAACCUUUUACUGGCAUCCGGGUUUAUUGGAAAAUAAAUCCUCUGCAUUUCUGCCUUUACAGUUUGCAAGAAGUCAAGCCUACGAGAAUUUCACGGCAGUUCCUUUCAUACUUGAGGAUGGUCGGCAGAGUGGCCUUCAUCUGCCAUCAGAGGUCACUCACUUCUUGCUUCAAGUCCAAAACUCUGAAUUCGAAGAAUGUUGGCCACUCUCUGUCAGUGAAGGGCUCUCACACCCGACUCUCUCUCGUGAACAGCUCUUCAAGAGGGCACUCAUCACAAUCCAAGAAAUGAAAUCAGUCCUCAGACCUUUGUUGGGCACAUUUUGGCUAUGGAACAACACACUUUCUGGUUGGAACGAUAACUGCGACAUUUUUCAGAAGACUUUAGACUUUCAUAUAGCUGUAGCUCUCCCUGUUUCAGCUGAUUGGAAAAUGGAUCUGAACAGCAUGUUUAUGAACAACGAAUAUUUACGUCCAGUAGAGUACGAUAAAUGGGAUGAUUUUCAACUUCACUUAACGUUGGAUUGCUACGGACUGCGCAUUCAUAUUACUUUAAUUUAUGCGGAUCAUGAAACAAUGUGGAAUUACGAAAGGGACAGAACAGGAAAUUUAAUAAAGAAUAACUAUCCAAACCUGCAACUUUGUUCUACUUCUGUUCUGGGACAGCUAGUUCACAAACCAUGCUCCAAUCAAGCAGCUCUUUAAUAUAUGUACUUUUUUUUCUAUUGUUAUACAGUAAUGUAAUGUUUGUUAGAUUUUUAUGCAAUUUUUACGUUGUUGAACAAUGUUAGAUGUUAAAAAAAUAUAUUAUUGUUUUUUAA
Messenger RNA from Parasteatoda tepidariorum (common house spider), 1816 nucleotides. RefSeq lists its product as uncharacterized. Lineage: Eukaryota; Metazoa; Arthropoda; Arachnida; Araneae; Theridiidae. The record is from RefSeq and is a predicted model, not a curated record.